Molecule: messenger RNA, 2742 nt
Organism: Centropristis striata (black sea bass)
Lineage: Eukaryota; Metazoa; Chordata; Actinopteri; Perciformes; Serranidae
Gene: esco2
Product: establishment of sister chromatid cohesion N-acetyltransferase 2
Exons: 16
Coding region: 226-2217 (663 amino acids)
Biological process (GO): mitotic sister chromatid cohesion
Cellular component (GO): nucleus; chromatin
Molecular function (GO): protein-lysine-acetyltransferase activity
Source: RefSeq, a predicted model, not a curated record
UUUCUUCUCGUUUCUCUCCUCUCUGUCUCUCGACUCUUUCUCUGCUGCCAGGUCCGGGAAGCGUUCAUCUUUUGUUUUCUCCAGACGGUUUACGAUCUCGUUGACCUUCUUCUCCACCGCCACGAUCUUCACCUGUUUUCUUCAGGUUGGCCCACGGUGUGUAGACCACAUUAAUGUUGUUCAUCUUGCAGCCUGGCAGCAUACAACACAGUGAGGUUUGUGAAAAUGGUGCCCAUGACUACCAGGAAGAGGAAGCUCUCCUCUCUGGACUCUGACAGUCACCCAGCCAAGAACAGGGUGAGGGAGGAUGCGUCCCCCAUGAAGAGGAGCUCCCCCAGGAAGCCUCCGCAGUCUCCCACCAAGAAGAACCCAGUCAGACGUGUGCAGAAGGAGAACUGUCCCUCUCCACAGAAAUCUCCACGCAGACAAGCAGGCUCUCCAGCCAAAUCACCUCGUAAAUCUCCAUUCAAACCUUCGAUGGUUACGAGCUCCUUCUAUGGCCAGAAGAAGCCUGUCUAUCUCACGCCGCUUGAGAGGAAAGCGAUAAAGGACUCGCUGCCUUCUCCUCCUCGUCCUCUUCCUUCCCCUCCUCCCCAGGAGAAAAAGAAGAACAAGAGGAAUGUUAAAGGAGGCAGCAAGCCGAGAAAGGUGGCUGCAGGAUCUCGUAAUGCAGGGAAGAUGGGCGACAAAAGCAACGCAACAUCUUCAAAGCAGAUCAUGCUGCCCAAACUUAACAGCAGUGUCACUGCUAAGCCAGCGACGGCUCCAACAACUGUUCCCGCCAGCAGCAGCAUGAAACUAGCAGAGCCCAAGAAAGCCAUCACCAUCACAUUCAGCAGCCUGAAGCCCAAACCCAAGAUCUUUGUUGGAGCUGCUUUCUUCGCUACAGGGAAGAAACCCACAUCCAUGUUUAAGAAAUCUGCACCAAAAAGGCCAGCUUCAGCCCCAGCGAAAAGCAAAGCUGUGUCGCAGCAGACGAAGAGCGAGAAAUUAAAGCCGCCUGCUCCAGUGAUGAACCAACAGCAGAAACAUCCUGAAAAGACUGCUGUCCAGCCGGCCAAGAUGCAAGAAAACCAGUCAAACAGCAAGCAGAGGACAAAGUUUGAUCCGUUAGACUGGAUUGACUCUAUUGAUGACCAGCCCGAAACUCCACAGCGAUUAAGCUCUCCUCAAAUGUUGUCAGAGAAAUAUGGGAUUAACAAACAGCUGACCAUUUUCUUGACAAGGACCCCGACACAAAGUCCUGCAUCCACAGCUGCAUCCAUCAGUACUCUGGAUGAUUUGUCUGAGCCUGUGUUUGACCUGAGUGACAUAAGUCCCAAGGGUGCUGCUGCCAGCCCCCCAACAGAAUCUGCUGCAGUGUAUCCCAUCUUUGGAUCUGCCUCCAAAAGGUUAAAGAAUAAAGCUCUGCGUCCACCUGUGUCCUGCAGCACCCCCUCUGGCCCGGUCACGUCACUGCAGACUACUCCUGCAGCCAAAGAGCGAACACUGCGAAGGAGGAAGGAGAAACAGGACGACGACCAGCUCAUUAUCGAUGCAGGCCAGAAGCAGUUUGGAGCGACGACCUGCAGCUCAUGUGGGAUGGUGUACAGUGCAGAUAACCCAGAGGAUAAUUUCCAACACACCCAGUUCCACCAGCGCUUCCUCGAAUCCAUCAAAUUUGUGGGCUGGAAGAAGGAGCGGGUGGUGGCCGAGUUCUGGGAUGGAAAAAUCCUCCUGGUUAUGCCAGAUGACCCCAAAUACGCCAUUAAAAAGGCUGAGGAGGUGCGGCGUGUCGCAGACAACGAGUUGGGUUUCCAGCAAGUGACUCUGAGCAGACCCACACAGGCCAAGACCUACCUCUUCAUCAACACGGAGCGCAUGGUGGUGGGCUGCCUCGUCGCUGAACCCAUACGUCAGGCUUACAGAGUCCUCGAGCAGCCGGACCAACACAAAGACAUGACGAAGGACGACUUCAUGGAGCGACACCGAGCCUGGUGCUGCUCCACCACCCCAGAACAAGCUCUGUGUGGGGUCAGCCGGAUCUGGGUCUUCAGCCUGGCCAGACGACAGGCCAUCGCAACACGCAUGCUGGACACCGUCAGGAGCACCUUCAUGUACGGCAGCCAUCUCACUAAGGAAGAAAUCGCCUUCUCUGACCCGACACCUGACGGAAAACUGUUUGCAACAAAGUACUCCAACACACCAACCUUCCUGGUUUACAACUUCAUCGCAUGAAGUAAAACGAGGAUUUAAGACGCCUACCCGUUUUAACUUGCUAGUUGAAUUAGAAGUAUUAUAUUUAACAGCUGUUCAGGCGAUUGUUUAAUUGUCUUUCAUAUGCAAAUCAAUAAAAGUUCAGGUUGUUCGUUGACACGGCUUUAGUGUGUAUUCAAAGCUUCUGUUGAAAAGUUAUCAGGUUGUUUUUAAAGCUUCAUGAUGCACCUGUUGUCACUUAGUAUUUAUACACAGUUCUGCCUAAUUUACAGUUGAAUGUUGUGUGUGUGUUUAAUGGCAGCGUGUUCUAUUCAGAUGUUUAUAUUCUCUUUUGUAAGGAGCUUGAAACUGCACAUUUUUGCAUCACAGAAAACUAGACUUGUGCUCUCAAUAUGUUCAUUUCAUAUUAAAACGUUUUCUUUAUGCUACCAGAUAAAGGUCUGACAUUUUUAGAAGGAAAAUAUGUUGAUAGACGGAUGCCAUUAUUGUUUUGGGCAUUCUACUUUGUAAAUACAUUUAAUAAACAUAUUGCCUUUGGUUUUACAA